This is a messenger RNA of Fonsecaea nubica, 942 nucleotides long. RefSeq lists its product as hypothetical. NCBI's taxonomy places the organism in Eukaryota, Fungi, Ascomycota, Eurotiomycetes, Chaetothyriales, Herpotrichiellaceae. The record is from RefSeq and is a predicted model, not a curated record. The transcript has 2 exons. Bases 1 to 942 code for a protein of 313 amino acids.
AUGUGGGACAAUCAAUUUGUGAAGACAUAUGGAUCCCUGUGCUUCACUUAUCCGCCCGUCCGGGAGGCAAUCGUCGCAUUCGAGCUUCUAGAGCAAUUUGGCUCGUCGCCGGUCGCUCUAGCACGAGUGUCGUCCGCUCUGAGCAUUUUUCAGAGCCGACUGAGAGGGUCCGUCGAGACCAACAACGAUAUACUGCUGGCAGCAGGAUUUUUGAUGUGUCAUGUUGCCAUGAAAGCGGGUUAUAAAUGGACAGGUCACUUGAAGGGCUUGCUUUCUAUUGCUCUCGCAUGCCAGGACCCUCAGCCGAAUAUCGAUCGUCUGGCCGGGCUGGACAUGGAUAUUUGGCUCAUCGGUCGGAGUUCGGACUCCCUGCACGUCUGGUCUACAAUGUGUUCGGGACGAAGUGGCAUCGAUUCAAAUACCAAUCUCCCGCGGACCCUGUUGGAUUUGCUUGCGUCGGCAGUCUCGGGCGCAGACAUCUUCCGGCGACUAGAAGCGUGGCAACCUGACUAUUCGGUUGUAAGAACCACGUUGCCAUCAUGCACACUCGAGAUUUGGCAUGCGUACCGACUGGCAGCUCAACUGUGGGUUUCAGCACCACAGUUACAUCCCAGCCAGCUCCAAGAUUCGGCCCACACACACAUUCUGGAUCGGUUGUGGCAGAUCGUGGAGGGUUAUUGGCUCCAUUGCAAGCGAAUUUUGUCGGAGAAUCAACGCCAGGUCAUUUGGCCUAUAAUCGUCGCAUCAUGCUUGACGGAGGAAGAUACGAGACGCGCGUUCGCCGAGGACGUGCUCUCGGAGCUUUUUCCGAGCGAGGCCGCAUUUUGUCCCUCGAACCUCAAAUCUCUGAUGCAGGAGCUGUGGUCGAGACGGCGGCAGGGGAGAUAUACCACCCUGGACAGCCUUGCUCGCGAGUGGAAGGUCGAGCUGGGGAUUUGGUAG